This is a messenger RNA of Soboliphyme baturini, 351 nucleotides long. NCBI's taxonomy places the organism in Eukaryota, Metazoa, Nematoda, Enoplea, Dioctophymatida, Soboliphymatidae. The record is from the annotation of a GenBank genome assembly.
AUGUUGAGUCAGUCGUCAAUCUGCCACCUGGACAAUCCGGCGGUGACGUCGAUCCUGUCCCUGUUCUGUUAUCCGCUGAGCACAUCUGGUCGCAUUGCAAGCGUCCUCAAAACGCCUCACAACCAGCUUGACGAUCUUCAAGCAGUUUUCGUUCCUGGCGAAACGUCAGCCCAGCCGCGUUUCCUUGGACAAACACAGCUGCAAUUAACGAUGCAGCAAAAAUGUCACGAAAUCGAACACCUGUGCGACGGAAGCGCCGAAGUAGUUGUUUACGACAGUGCGGACCGAGUUGAGGGAAAUGCCGUGUACGACUCUGUGUGGUUUCUACGACGCAGUGCAGCCUAUGGCUAA